Messenger RNA from Bombus impatiens (common eastern bumble bee), 5628 nucleotides. Its product is annotated as myosin-IIIb. Bases 141 to 5318 code for a protein of 1725 amino acids. Gene Ontology annotation, cellular component: myosin complex. Gene Ontology annotation, biological process: protein phosphorylation. Lineage: Eukaryota; Metazoa; Arthropoda; Insecta; Hymenoptera; Apidae. Gene Ontology annotation, molecular function: ATP binding; protein kinase activity; protein binding. The record is from RefSeq and is a predicted model, not a curated record. The transcript is spliced from 16 exons.
ACGAACAACCCAGUCGUAUUUCACACUUGGUCAAGUUAACAGUGUCUAUUGAUAAUCACUGGCGCAUCGUUUAAUUAUUCAGGGCCUUAAAUAAGGCAUUCAGAAUUUUAAAAUAUCCAGCGUGAACAACGAUCACCAAAAUGGGUGAUAUAAUUGAAAUGACCGGUGGUGGGACCAAUAUGGCGUAUCACGGUCUGAGUCAGCACGUAAAUUUUGACGUGAUACCAGAUCCUGGAGAUCGCUUCGUCUUGGAAGAAUUAAUCGGAGAAGGAACCUAUGGAGAGGUUUACAGUGCGUAUUGCAACGAAUCUGGCAAUAAAGUUGCAAUUAAAAUUUUGGAGAACGUCGCCGACAAUAUCGAGGAAAUCGAAGAAGAGUAUCUGGUGCUGAGAGACUUAAGCCACCAUCCUAAUAUUCCUCUCUUUCGUGGUUUGUUCUUGAAAAGAGCUAAACCUGCUCAAGAAGAGGAUCAAUUAUGGUUUGUCAUGGAGUUGUGCACCGGAGGGUCGGUGACCGAUCUCGUUCAAGGCCUGAAAAGAAAAGGAAGGCGCCUAACGGACGACCAAAUAGGUUAUAUCCUCGCAGAAACGGUGGAGGCACUAAUUUAUUUACAUAGCAAUCAUUGCAUGCACCGUGACGUUAAGGGACACAAUAUUUUGCUUACCGAAGAUGCACACGUCAAACUGGUUGAUUUUGGCGUGUCUUCGCAUCUCGUUGCUACCCUCGCCAGAAAAAAUACCUCGGUUGGCACACCGUACUGGAUGGCACCUGAGGUGAUAGCUUGCGAACAACAACUUGAUUCUUCUUACGAUUCUCGAUGCGACGUUUGGUCAGUUGGAAUCACGGCAAUCGAACUAGCAGAGGGCGAUCCACCCCUAUCUGAACUGCACCCUAUGAGGGCACUCUUUCAAAUCCCCAGAAAUCCACCACCGUCCCUCAAGAAUCCAGAUAUCCAUUCUCCAGAGUUGGUCGACUUCAUCACGGAAUGUUUGGUGAAAGAUCUCGAGCACAGGCCCUUUGCAAGCGAACUAAAAGAGCAUCCUUUAUUGAUGAAUAUCGAGUCGAAAGCGGAAAAGAUUAGAAACGAAAUACAAGAGGAGAUCCGACGUCAAAGAGCUGAAGGUAAAGUUCAUAGACAGCCCGAAGUAACGACCAAACACGGCAAAUUGAAGACCGAUCGGAAAGCUAGACCAGAAAAGAUGUAUAUGGACGACCUGGCUGCUUUGGACAUGUUGUCGGAGGAUGCAAUCGUCGAUCAAUUACAACACAGAUAUGAACAAACUCAAAUAUAUACUUAUAUCGGAGAUAUACUUGUAGCUGUUAACCCUUUCACAAAUUUGGGACUGUAUACAGGCAUUGAACAAAAGAGAUACAAAGGCCAAGCAAGAUCGGACAAUCCACCUCACAUUUUCGCCGUCGCCGAUGCUGCGUAUCAAGCACUGCUACAUCAACGACAAAAUCAAGCAAUUGUAAUUAGCGGCGAGUCAGGAGCAGGAAAAACAGAAAGUGCGAAUUUGCUGCUGAAACAAUUGGUUUACCUCAGCAAAGCUCCUAAUCGUAAUUUGGAAGAAAGAAUUCUUCAGAUAAAUCCGAUAAUGGAAGCUUUCGGUAAUGCGACUACUGGGAUUAACGCAAAUUCAUCGAGAUUUGGCAAAUAUCUUGACUUAACCAUGACUAAAGGUGGUAAAGUCACUGGUGCCAGAAUAUACGUGUAUUUGUUAGAGCAAUCUCGCGUUGUAGCUCAAGCUGAAGGUGAACGCAAUUUCCAUAUAUUUUACUACAUGUACGAUGGUCUGGAGGCAGACAAUCGUCUUUCAGAAUUCUACCUGGAUUCGAACCUUCGAAAGCAUCAUCGAUAUUUGACAGAUCAGAGUCAAACAUCUCAAACGCAUAUCGAUAAAUUUCAACAACUAAAAGUCGGUUUUAAAUUACUGGGAUUUCAAGAUAGCGAAGUGGACAUAGUAUAUCGUAUUCUGGCUGCGAUACUUCAUCUGGGUGAUAUCGAGUUUGGUGAAGUAGCCAGCGAGGAUAAUACCGAUAACAAAAGCCGCGUGAUUGAUACAACACCUUUACACAGAGUUUCGCAAUUACUCGGUGUGGAAGAAAAUGAUCUUUUGGAAGCAUUGACAUCAAAUUCCGUUAUGACUAGGGGAGAAACAAUCACGCGUAACAAUACGGUAGCCGAAGCGUGCGCGGCUAGAGACGCGAUGGCAAAAGGAUUGUAUGGUCGAUUGUUCGACUGGAUGGUCAAUCAAAUCAACUGUUUACUAUGUUUCAAUCGUUCACCGAAUUACGAACCGCUGGCAAUCGGCCUGCUGGAUAUAUUUGGCUUCGAAAAUUUCCCGAGGAACUCCUUCGAGCAACUCUGCAUCAACAUCGCCAACGAACAGAUACAAUAUUACUUCAAUCAACAUAUUUUCACCUGGGAGCAACAGGAAUAUAUGGCGGAAGGAAUACCGGUAGAUUUGGUCGAGUUCUCUGACAACAGACCCGUUUUAGAUAUGUUACUCAGCAAACCUAUGGGACUUUUGGCUUUAUUAGACGAAGAAAGUCGAUUUCCCAGAGCCACCAAUAAAUCCCUAAUCGAGAAAUUUCACAACAACAUCAAGUCCAAGUUCUACGUAAGGCCAAAAUCGGACGCAGUUUGUUUCGCGGUCCAUCAUUUUGCGGGUCGCGUAGUUUACCAAGCGGAUGGCUUCUUAGAAAAGAACAGGAAUUUCCUACCUCCUGAAGUAAUCCAGCUGAUCAGGCAAUCUCAGUACGAUAUGGUCCGUUUCUUGUUUCAAUGUCCGAUCACGAAAACUGGCAACUUGUAUUCGGCUGUUCACGAGACUGAUUCGAAAAAAUUGUCACAGUCGAAUCAGAAUACGAAGGAACGGUACUCCAGUCGGGGGUUGGCGUCACAAUCCAGAGCUCAACAAACCGUAGCAACUUACUUCCGUUACUCCCUUAUGGACUUACUCCAAAAGAUGGUGUCUGGGUCGCCACAGUUCGUACGAUGCAUAAAACCGAAUGACUCUAAGAGCCCACGAUUCUUCGAUAAAGAGAAAGUCGUGAAACAAUUGAGAUAUACCGGGGUCUUGGAGACAAUAAGGAUCAGACAAAAUGGAUUUUCGCAUAGAAUAUCGUUCAACGAAUUUCUAAAAAGAUAUUGUUUCUUAGCAUUUGGAUACGACGAACGUGUGGUAGCGAAUCGCGACAAUUGCCGUCUCUUCCUGAUCCGUUUGAAAAUGGACGGAUGGGCAUUGGGCAGAACAAAAGUUUUCUUGAAAUACUAUCACGUCGAGUUCCUUUCGAAGAUGUACGAGGAACAGCUGAAGAAAAUCAUUAUGGUUCAAUCGUGUGUUCGUCGAUGGCUCGCUAGGAUCAGAUUUAAGAAGCAGAAAUGGCAAUUCGCCGUGUCUGUUGUAACACUACAACGUCAUAUUCGUGGCUGGCUGUCGCGGAAGCACUUUUUAGAGGAAAUGAAGAAGAAACAAGAAGAAGAAGAAGAAGCAACUGUUCUACAAAAAAUGCAGGAGGAACAGAAAGAGAAGGUGGAGAUUGAGAAGCAGACAGAAGAAGACGAGGAAGAUGGAACUACGAAAGAAGAGUUGAAGGAAGAUGACGCUGCAGCUAUCAUACAAAGUCAUUUCAGAGGAUACACAAUUCGCAAACGCUUUGGACCUGAACUGGAAGAACGUUUCAAGAAGAUCUUGAACAACUACGAUGAUAAAUUUGAGGCACAUAAAGCGUUAUUGCGCGAAGGUUUAAAGAACGAAGAAGCAGCGUUUAUAGUCCAACGGUGGUACAAAAAGGAGAAAGUGAAAAAAAGGAAACCUCCGACAAAAGAUCCGGUACAUCAUAAAUUAAGGCAAGCUGAUCUCAUACAAUUUUCUCAAAACGUUCAUAUGAAAAACCAAGAAGUGCACAAGAAUCUACGUCACAAUAAGCCAGGAGUGCGAUUAAACGAGAUAGAAGAACCACCACCGGAUUAUGUUCGACCCGAAGGAUUCAACAUGGUGCAGCCGAUCAUGCAAUAUCGAAGUGGCAAUCAAGUGGAUGGAGAGGAAACGAUCAAGUACUACCGUGACUUAAAGGAUGAGAUGAGCAGUGGUUCGGACUUCGAAGAAGAAGAAGUUGGCUGGGACUUACCGUUGAUACAGCUAGAAAAUGACCUUCACCCAUUGACGAGGAGUCGAAUUGGGCAGAUUCUGGAAGUGAAUACCGAGAGGAGAGAACGUUUGGAAGCUCAGGGAGACUUUGCGAUAGCUUCGGAACAACAACUUUCGGAUAUAUGGCACAAAGCUUUGAGAAAUCCGAGCGAGGAUCAGCAACAAGAGAACUCGGGCAGAGUGGGUACAAGGACUAAUCACGCGGCUAGCAAAGACUUGCGGUUCCCUGAAAGAUAUUCGCGCUGUAAACAACCUACAGUCGACUCUUCGAAUAUCAACCAUUCAAAUGGCCUACGAUUCAAAUACAUCGACAGAUACAACGGUGUAAAUGACCGUCAACAAUCUAUCAGUGGUCAGCAGCAGCGUAUCGUCAAUGGACAUCAUGCUGCAAAUGCUCAUCAGAACCUGUUUAAGGGAGGUCAUAAUUUUACAAACGGACGAUCGGCGUUUGUUAACGGGCAAGUCCCUCUAAAUAAUUAUCACGGCCCCGCGAGCGGACACGAAACCACAAUCAAUAGCCAUUCAAACUCGGUUAAUGAACAUUCAUCGGCGAACAAUUUGGUCAAAGUUAAUGGACACCCACUUUGCAGUAACGGAUACCGAAAUAUCAUUAGUGGUUGUGAAAAUGGUCUGUUCAUAAAUAAAAUGGUCGUGGGAGAUGAUUUGAUCAAACCUUCAAAAUUAAAUAAUGGUCUUAAGAAUAAUAUAAAUGGUCGUGUAAAGGAGAUACAGCCUACGAAAGAAAAUGACAACUUAAGAAAACAUCGAUCACCUGGCGUAGACAGCAAAAAGGGAAUCGACCGAUUGGUUAAUUGUCAGAAUGCCAUCAAUGGUCGAUUAGCUGCGAGAAAAGAUUUGGGUAAGGAUACGUUUGGGAUCCCAGCUGAUCUCAGACAAAUCCUCAAACCUACUAUCGUCGUUCAGAAGCAACGAGAAAUCUUUAAGGUAGAUUAUGAUCCAGAAGAUAUCAAUGGACCGUAUAAUUUCCGGCAGCUAUUGAGACCAGCUGAAUACCUUCCUACGGAAUCUUUAAGAAAAAGAAAGGGCGGCAGCUUAGCUUGCAACGGAGUUUCGGUAUCAAAGGACAAGGUUACUGAGAAACACGUGAAAAGAAGAGCACCGCUCGCACCAAAUCAAAAUAAGCUCGUUAACGCGAAAAAAUAACUUUCUUAGACAUGUUUUUUCAGAUAUUCUACGGGCACCUAGACUGUCGUUAAACGAUGUAGAAUAAUUAUCGAUCGCAUAUACGAAUUCCCUAAAAAAUAUGUUUCUAGGGAUACAUAAGCACAGAAAUGGCAAAAGAUACUCGAAGAAGAUUUAAGAUUUGAAAAAAGUAUAAUAACUACAAAAUAAUUCUUAUCUAGUUAAUAUAACGCGGUUAUAUCGCAACAUAAGGCAAGAUAUUAAUAAUCCGUAAAUUUUAUUAACCGAUAUUUUUCAGUAUUAUUACCAUAUGAAGCUGAAAAUAUGCGAG